Messenger RNA from Cantharellus anzutake, 474 nucleotides. RefSeq lists its product as uncharacterized. Bases 1 to 474 code for a protein of 157 amino acids. The record is from RefSeq and is a predicted model, not a curated record. NCBI's taxonomy places the organism in Eukaryota, Fungi, Basidiomycota, Agaricomycetes, Cantharellales, Hydnaceae. The transcript has 4 exons.
AUGAUACGAAAACGUGGCAAGAUUUGUCUGGCACGCAUAGUAAGCGUUCCAUCUAGCACAUGCGGUAACUGGUGGAAGUUAAAAGCAGAUAGGGGAUCGCCUGAAAAGGGGAGGAACGGUGCGACAUGGAUGAACUGCAGCGGUACUCGGGCAAAAGAUGAAAGAAAGGGUGCGACAGAAUGCCGCCACAUGCCCAGCGUGUUGUACAAUGCUCAGGGCCUUCGGGUAGUCGGAGGAUGGGCGCGUGUACGCGGGUCGCUGAAUGACGACAUGCUCUGUCGCAUUGUAGCAGGGACUUGUUGCCCGAAUUAUGUGUCUGCUGCAUCACGGGAGGCAGUUCAAAGCGGAAGUGUGCUAGCGGCUGCGGAGAAGUUUCUAGGCAUGGUACGAGCUAGGAGGUGGAAGCAAGAUGAUAAGUAUGAGAUUGUAAAUAAGCGGCAAUACGUUGCCGUUGACGAUGCCAAUUUUGGGUAG